Molecule: messenger RNA, 1933 nt
Organism: Python bivittatus (Burmese python)
Lineage: Eukaryota; Metazoa; Chordata; Lepidosauria; Squamata; Pythonidae
Source: RefSeq, a predicted model, not a curated record
AUGAGGGUGUUUUUGCAGCUGGGAGGAGCGUCCCACCCAAAACCUUGUGGCCUCUGUUUCUGUUUGAAAGGCACCUCGGCCGAUCCAAGAGGACGGGGUCCGGAGUACCAGCUGCACGUGACCCUGCGGAGAUCAGUCCUGCUUUCUGCCCGUGUCCCUUCGGACCGCCUGGUGUCUGCCGCCGACUGGGACUUUGAGCCCCAGGGCGGCCCCAGGGUCCUCCUGGUGGAAAGCAUCAGUGGGAGGCCCCCGGAGAUCAAUUCAGGGCACAGGCUUGGGCCACGCGUGGAAGUGAUCAACAUGACCUGCCUGAGGAUCUGGGAUCUGGAAAUGGGGGAUGAUGGGCUAUACAAGGCCCGGGUCAAGUUCCGCGGAGGAGGUGUAGAAGAUUACAGCUUCGCCCUCACCCUCCAUGAGCCAGUCCCGAGCCCCCAGGUGAGCUGCAACGUCACAUCACACUUCCCAGAGGGGUGCAACGUGUCCCUGUAUUGCCAGGGUGCCGGGACCGGGGAGUUCAAGGUCUCGUGGACUGAAGGAGAGCCCCCCCAGGCCUUGGAAGAAGGGGGCUCCGACUGGUACCAGCUUUCUGGCAAUGGCACAGCUCUUCGCUUGUGGUGGCCUUUUGGCUCCUCCCGCUCGCCCUUCACCUGCCUGAUCAGCAGCGCGGCCGAGGAGAAGAGGGCCUCGCUGGAGGUGGCCUCCUGCUGCUUCCGUGCAGGGGCAAAGGAAACCAGACGCCUGACCUGGCUGUGGUGUUUGCUCGCCAUUGCCCCUGUGGUUGUCCUUUUGGGGUUGCUGCUGCUCUGGAGGACAAGGAGGAAAAGGACCCCCAGCAGAGGCCUAUCCAAGAGGGAGCAGCCUUACGAGGCCAAAUACUCGAAUCUGGCGGCGCAAGGCGGGUCCCGCGGGAGCAGCUGUGGCCAGCCGUGUGAUCCCCUCCCUGAGCCGAGACUGAAAUCUCCAACUGUCUACGCCGUUCUCGGGAGCGAGCCCCACCUUUACAAUGAAGCCACCUGAAGGAGGCAGGGCUGCGGCAGACCGUCUGAUCUUUGAUGAUUUCCCGCGGACCAGAAAGAUGGGGAACUUCCACGAGCAGCUUCUUGUCCUCUGUGCCACACCAGGGCACACGAUUGGGGGGCUACCCUGCAGUCAUUUCCAGGGUUUGUGCUCUUCGCCCUUCACAGCUUUGCUGCUGGCAGGACCGGGACCUGGGGAGGCCGGCUGGUGCUUUGGAGUCACAGCCCACUUCAUCCUGCUUUGCACCGCCACGAGCCGUUUUCAUGGUUACUGCUGGAGCUGCUCCCCGUAAAUUAGAUCCCUCUGCGAUGCUUUAAAAUGCUGAGCGUCCGGCCCACGUACUUCCAAGAUGCCCUCUUUGGUAUCGUCGCCUUAAAGAAUCUCAAAAGUUUAGAGUUCCAUUUGAAGGCAUCUUUGGAAGUUCCUAAUAAGAGUUUUUCUCAGAGCUGGAUCCCGAUUAUUUUCUAAUUGACCAAGAGCCUUUGGCACGGUCCUGCAGAUGCUCCUGUUUGGAAAAACCUUUAAAAUGGUUUCUCAGCGGAGGAAGGCUGUUUGUGACUCAGAAGGCUGGAUAGCAAAGCUGCUUAGUCAGCAUGUAAUCAGGAAGUAGCUAGCACAGAUCUUUUCCCGCGUGCCUGCCCAAAUCAUCACCUUUUCCUUCUUUUAAGAGCUGGUUUUGACUCUCAGCCACGAGGGGCUUAGGUCACCUCUGACAGGGCUGGAUCUCGUGUCCUGCCUGGCUCACGUGCCCAGGUGGGGAGGUGCAGGAAACACGGCCUUCCCGGUGGUGACACCUCAAGGAAACCCAAAGACCUCUUAAAUCCACGCUGGUGAACACCUGCACACCGUAACCCCACUGCCCUUUGGCGAUGUGAUUAUUGUGACAGAGAUGAGAGAGACAGACAGAUACAAUCAU